AAUCUUUGAUAUUUUUUUUUUAUCAACAACUCGCUCACAUUGCCAAAAUCCCGUAAAUAUAUUUGUAUUCACGUUCUUACUUUGGGUAUGUUCAGUUAAAAUUACGGGAAAGAAUGUUUUGCUGUGGAAACAUUGAACACGCUAGUGUAUCUAGAAAAUGUGGAAUGUAUUGAUGUAAUUUGCCAAGAGAAUUUGUCCUAAACGUUUGUGAAACCUUGUGCAAAACAAAUCUUGGUGAAAAAUUGUGUUUGUUUUUAAUAUUGAAUAAAAAUGGGUUCAUCAUCAAGUGGAAAAAAACACAAAAAAGACAAGAAGCACAGGCAUCGUAGCGUUGAAGGUAUUGAUGAAGGAGAAAGUUCAUCAUCGCACCGUCAUCAUAAACACAAACGACAUAAAGAGCAUAAGGAGCGCCACCGCCAUAAGAAGCAUCGUGAGCGUGACCACGAUCGUGAAAAAGAACGUCAUCAACAUUCAGAAGUUAUUGCAUUGGAGGAAUCGGAUUCGGAUGAUAGCUCGGAUUGUGUUGAGGUACCACUUGAUGAUCUCCCACUACGAACAUAUCAGCAGGAUAGUGAUACAGAAAGGGAGGCACCUCCGCCGCCGCAAUUGUCAAAACACCAUGUAGAGCGUGAAAAAGAAUAUGAACGUCUUAAAGAAUUGGAACGCGCUAGAGAUAGGGAAAUAGAAAAGGAUUGGGCUCGUGAACGGGAACGUGAAAAAGAAAAGGAGCGCUAUGAAAGGGAACGGGAAGUGGAGCGCCGCAAGGAAAAAGAAAUGGAACGUGAACGUAUGGAAAGGGAAAGGGACCGUGAAAAGGAGCGAGCUCGAGAUCGAGAUCGUGAACGCAUGGAACGCGAACGUGAGCGGGAUCGACUACGAGAACGCGAACAGCGGGUUGAGUACGAGAGAAGCCACCGUGAGCGAGAGCGUGAACGUGAACGGGAUAAGGCAAUCGAAAAAACGAAGGAACGCCAGCCGCGAGAGAAACGAUCUCCAUCACCCAUACCUGAAAAUGGUGCAGGUGAUUGUUUAUCCAUUGAAGAGACAAAUAAGCUGAGAGCGAAGCUAGGCUUAAAACCUCUCGAAGUUGAAAGCGGUCCCUCAAAACCCACGACUUCAGCAGCUGCAGCAGAAGCGAAAAAAGUCCAACCGGGCGAAAAGGACCUUUCAUCAUAUAAAGAUGAGUGGGGCGAGUUUUUACACAAGCCCGCAACGAAUUUGAAAGAAAAAGCCGAGGCUGAAAAAAUGCGUGAAAAACUGAAGCAACGCAAAGAGAAACGAUUUUUGGAGGAACAGUUGGCCCGCAUACGCACUUUAGGUGAAUCAGAUGAAGAAACAGAUGACGUCUCUAAAUGGGUAUCGAAAAACAGACGAGUUAUCGAUGAAAGGAAGGAAGCCCAAAAGAGGGCCAAAAUGAUUGAGGAAAUGGAUGCCGAAUUUGGCGUAAAUGAUUUAGUAGAAAAAGAAAAGGAGGCUUCACGCCGAAAGGCUUACAAUGAUAAGCAUCUUAAGGGAUUGCGAGUAGAACAUGAUUUGAAUGAAUUCACUGAAGGCAAACAAAUAAUUUUGACUCUAAAAGACAAAGAUGUUUUGGACGACGAGGAUGAUGCUUUAAUAAAUGUCAAUUUGGUUGACGAUGAGCGAUAUCGUAAAAACGUUGUAAACAAAAAACAGAAUCCCCUCAGUUAUGGUUACAAUGUCUAUGAAGAGCAAUAUGACAAGUUCGGUAAUCCGAUUCAACGUGGCAUAUUGGAGAAAUACGAUGAAGAUCUCGAUGGAAAUAAGAAAAAGAAUGAAUUUGUCAUUGGUGAUAAUGUAGAGGAACAGCGUGAGCAUCAGAGAAAAGUACUGGAGAUAAAAACUAAGUUGGCAGGAAAACGUUUGGAAACUCUUGAAGAUGCUAAAAUAGCUCUUGCCUCGGACACUUAUUCCGAAGCUGAGUUGACGAAAUUUAAAAAGCCUAAGAAAAAGGUAAAGAAGAUAAGAAAAAAAUUAAAGGUUGAAGAUUUGAUUCCAAUGAAUGACGAGCCUAUGGAGAAGCACUUAGGCAGUCGCAGAGGGCGACAUCGUGAGGAAGAAGAUAUGGAUACGGAAGAUAUAAAGGAGGUCAAAGUGGAAGAUGAGGACGAAGAUUUGGAACGUAUUCUUUCCAAGGCACGAAAAUUGAAACAAAAGGAGAACAUUAUAAGGAAAAAUCUACCGAUCGAUGUAAGUAAUAUUAAACAUGAGAUCAAAGACGAGCCUGUGGACGGUGCAGAUGGUGAGGGUGGUAUUCGGGGAGCUGAUGGCAAUAUUGUGCUCAACGCCACGGCAGAAUUUUGCCGAACACUGGGCGAUAUACCAACCUAUGGUAUGGCUGGAAAUCGUGAUGAAGAUUCCAAUGAUAUGAUGGACUUUGAAAUAAAUGAUGGAAAUGAUGAGCGAUUAAAUGAUCGGCAAAAUGAGCCCGAACUAAAUCACGGUACGUGGAAUUCCGUUAACCCAGACGAAGUCAUGCAGCCAGCAGAGUUUGAAGAUGUGGGAGAAAAUUUGGAAGAAGUAGCUAUUUUAGACGAAGAGCCUGACGUUAGUGCCGGUGUAGCGAAUGCUCUGCGUUUAGCUUUAUCUAAAGGGUAUUUAGAGAAAGAAGAGCACAAUCGACCGAGCAAUUCAAAGAUGGCCCAUCUCCAAGCAAAGAAUUAUUCUAUCGAAGAUAAAUCGGCAGUUGAAGACGAUAAGUUUGGUAGGCGUGAUCGCUUCCACGCUGGUCCCAUUAUGGAAUUCAAAGACAAGGAAACUUUCAAACCAAACGUGAAAUUGGAAUAUAUUGACGACAAUGGCCGUAUACUAAACUCGAAGGAAGCAUUUCGUUAUUUGUCACACAAGUUCCAUGGCAAAGGACCGGGAAAGAACAAAAUAGAGAAACGGUUAAAGAAAAUGGAACAGGAAGGGUUAAUGAAGACAAUGAGCUCUACGGAUACGCCAUUGGGUACACUUACUAUGUUGCAGCAAAAGCAAAAGGAAACGAAAACACCAUUUGUGGUGCUUAGCGGCGGCAAACAAACUGCAGCAGUUAGCGGCGCAACAAUAUCCAAAUAUAAAUAAUUUAUUUGUUAAGUUAUUAUUUUGUUAUUGUAUAAAUUAACAUAAAAACUUGCGUACCAUUAACAUUGGAGUCCAACACAUAUUCAUCCGAAUUAUUUCCCCAUUGUAACAAUCCAGUCAGCAUUUCCAUACAAUACCAAAACUAAACCUGCAAUAGCCCAUACAAGUAUACAAGCAUAAUGUAACCACAAGAACACUAAUAAACAUUACGCAAAAUUGAAUCUA
Molecule: messenger RNA, 3309 nt
Organism: Ceratitis capitata (Mediterranean fruit fly)
Lineage: Eukaryota; Metazoa; Arthropoda; Insecta; Diptera; Tephritidae
Product: U4/U6.U5 tri-snRNP-associated protein 1
Exons: 7
Coding region: 271-3084 (937 amino acids)
Biological process (GO): mRNA cis splicing, via spliceosome; maturation of 5S rRNA
Cellular component (GO): U4/U6 x U5 tri-snRNP complex
Source: RefSeq, a predicted model, not a curated record